Molecule: messenger RNA, 1093 nt
Organism: Neofelis nebulosa (Clouded leopard)
Lineage: Eukaryota; Metazoa; Chordata; Mammalia; Carnivora; Felidae
Gene: PPP1R14B
Product: protein phosphatase 1 regulatory inhibitor subunit 14B
Biological process (GO): regulation of phosphorylation; innate immune response
Cellular component (GO): cytoplasm
Molecular function (GO): protein serine/threonine phosphatase inhibitor activity
Source: RefSeq, a predicted model, not a curated record
GCCCGGGGGCGGGGUGGGAGUGAGGGGCCUGCAGCGGGACUGGCCCUUUAAGGGGGUGUGGUCGGGGGGCGGGGAAGCGAGUGAGACAGAGAAAGCGGCUUCGGCGGCGGCGGCGGCGGCGGCGGCGGCGGCUCGGGCGGCGGCCGCGGGGGACAAAGGGCGGGCGGAUCGGCGGGGAGGGGGCGGGGCGCGGCCAGGCCAGGCCCGGGGGCUCCGCAUGCUGCAGCUGCCCCCGGGCGCCCCCGCCGCCGCCCGCCGCGGAGCAGCGCGGAGCCCAGCCCGCGAGUUAACCCGAGCCAGCGGCCCGGAGCCAGCCGGCGGGCGUCCCGGAGGCGGCGGCGCAGGGAGGGGCCCGACGGCGCACGUGGCCCCGGCGGCCGCCAUGGCGGACAGCGGCCCCGCGGGGGGCGCGGCGUUGGCAGCCCCGGCCCCUGGGCCGGGCAGUGGUGGCCCAGGGCCCCGCGUCUACUUUCAGAGCCCCCCUGGGGCUGCAGGCGAGGGCCCAGGCGGCGCGGACGACGAGGGCCCAGUGAGGCGCCAAGGGAAGGUCACGGUCAAGUACGACCGCAAGGAGCUACGGAAGCGCCUCAACCUGGAGGAGUGGAUCUUGGAGCAGCUCACUCGCCUCUACGACUGCCAGGAAGAGGAAAUACCAGAGUUGGAGAUUGAUGUGGAUGAACUCCUGGACAUGGAAAGUGAUGAUACCCGGGCUGCCAGGGUCAAGGAGCUGCUGGUUGACUGUUACAAACCCACUGAGGCCUUCAUCUCUGGCCUGCUGGACAAGAUCCGGGGCAUGCAGAAGCUGAGCACACCCCAGAAGAAGUAAGGGUCCUCGACCCACAUGAAUGGUGGCUCCCACAGGACAAUCGCUGCCCCCCGACCUCGUAGCAACAGCAAUACCGGGGGGCCCUGCGGCCAGGCCUGGCGCCAUGAGCAGGGCCCCCCGUGCCCCUGGCCCAGGGGCCUCUUCCCUGCCCCCUCAGUUUUCCAUUUUGGGGUUUUUUAUUGUUAUUAAACUGAUGGGACUUUUUGUGUUUUUAUAUUGAUUCUGCGGCACGGCCCUUUAAUAAAGCUAGGAUAUGCCUUUGGUGCA